ACUGUGACAUGAAAGGAUGCCAUGGGGUGGAGCCAGUGUGACAUUAGGGCAAGAGUCAAUGUGACAUGGGUGAAGGCUCAGUUUGUUAGGUGAGGUGUGUAGCUCACAGAGGAGGGAGUUUAUUUUGAACUUGAGGGCUAGUAAAUGUCACACAGAGAGGUGAAGAUCAGCCACACUAAGUGAAGACAGCUUCUAGGAGAUCAGGCUUGUUGGUAGUUCACUCCCUUCCCAGGUCUUCUUACUGCAAGAGGGCAUGGAGAUCACAGACAUGAAACACCUCUUUCUAGUCUUCAGCAUUCUGACAGUGACUGUAGUAACAACAAUAACUGUAAAACCAACACCGAUACAAGUAAAAUUAGCCCAGCAGUUCAAUCAGAUGGACAUCAAAACUGUACCAACCUUUUUGGUUUUCCUGAACUCAGAAUAUAAGUCUUGUUUGGGGACCCUGAUCCACAAACAGUGGGUUCUCACUGCAGCCCACUGCUUCUUGCCAUUUCUUGAGAUAAACAUUGCUGCUUCAAAAGAGAGUUUCCAAAACAAGAUUGGAAACUUAAGACCCAUGCUUACUGUCCAACACCCAGAUUUUACCCGGGAUUCUGCUGAGCAUGACCUCAUGCUUAUCAAGCUGAAUCAUCCCCAAAAGCUCAACGAUCAGGUGAAGCUGGUGGUUCUGCCCAAUACCACAGAUGACAGAAGAGGGGAAAAGUGCACAGUCUCUGGCUGGGGCUGGGAAUGGAAGAAUUCCAACACAGAGCCUGAUAUCCAGCUAAACCAGACUGUCUUUUGGUUCUCUAAUGAUGACUGCCAAGAGACUCCAGUAGGACAAAUUCCUGUUAAAAUCACAGAGAACAUGUUCUGUGCAGGAUCAUCUCUGGAGAACACACACACAUGUAAGGAAUUACCUGCUGCCCCAAUCCUGUGCCAGAAUCAGCUCCACGGGAUCCUAUCUUGGUCAGCAGGAUGUAUUCUGAGAGGGGAUAUUGGCUACUACACCAGGGUUUCCCACUAUACAGACUGGAUCUGCAAAGUCAUCCACAAUAACUGAGCUCUCUCUAGUCCCUCUCCCAGGGCCUCAGAACUGGGUCUACCAUCUUAACCCUUCCUUUCCCUCGAGCCUCAGAACAAGAUGGGAAUAGCGUCUUUGGCUAUC
Molecule: messenger RNA, 1150 nt
Organism: Zalophus californianus (California sea lion)
Lineage: Eukaryota; Metazoa; Chordata; Mammalia; Carnivora; Otariidae
Product: serine protease 58-like
Exons: 6
Coding region: 254-1045 (263 amino acids)
Biological process (GO): proteolysis
Molecular function (GO): serine-type endopeptidase activity
Source: RefSeq, a predicted model, not a curated record